AUGGCGAAGAAACCGAGAGUUACCAAGCUGAAUACGGAUCGAAGAUCGAGAGCAAACGAACGAGAACGACAGAGAGUUUCCGAGAUGAACGGAAUGUUUGAUGUUCUACUUAAUCUUCUUCCGCCGUCACAUUUUAAAACACGACUCUCCAGAGUUCAAAUCUUGAGAGAAGCCACCUCUUACAUAAUUCGUCUUCACAACUUUCUUAUUGAAAGUUCAAAUAGUGACAUAGACGCAAUAACUGUAUUUCCGCACAUCUUCAACGGAGAACGCAAGUCAAAUAAAGAUGCAAUUCGUCGUCCCAUGAAGUUGAAGCAGGGUGGCGGUGUUGCUGCUUUCAUCUCACGCCACGAACUUCCCCCACUUCAACUUCCAAAUCCCGUUAUCCCAAUUUUGAAGCCCACUUCAGUUCCAGUUUGGCCCCAAACCAAUGUUUAUAUUGCUUAUUUUUAAAUUAUUGAGUUUGUAUUUGAGUUGAAUGAAGUAGAACGGUUGUUC
Molecule: messenger RNA, 498 nt
Organism: Caenorhabditis elegans
Lineage: Eukaryota; Metazoa; Nematoda; Chromadorea; Rhabditida; Rhabditidae
Gene: hlh-12
Product: Helix-loop-helix protein hlh-12
Exons: 3
Coding region: 1-453 (150 amino acids)
Cellular component (GO): nucleus
Molecular function (GO): protein dimerization activity
Source: RefSeq, marked reviewed